AUGCAGUCAAUUUAUGUGGCACGUACCAUUCUCUUUAUCCAGAAACUGCGGCAGGAAGUCUUUAUUUGGCAGGCGCUAGAAUGCUCGCAUAUCUUGCCUUUGUAUGGCACCACGAAAGGAUUUGAGAGAAUCCCAGCGCUAGUUGGUCCGUGGAUGAAAAACGGCGCCCUCCAUGAACAUCUAAACAAAAUGUGGGGCAAGCAAUCGCUGCCCAAAAUGCAUUGUCUCUUCCUUCUCGUAAUGCAUGUUAGAAAUAUUAUCCACGGGGACCUUACGGCCUAUAAUGUUUUGAUUGAUGAGAACGGAGAUGCUGUCCUUGCGGACUUCGGCCUGUCGCUACUGCUGGCAGAGCAUGAGACAUCUUUCUUCGAUUCUCACAGCCCAGGCGCAGUUCGUUGGGCUGCUCCAGAAAUUAUACCGCUUGAUUCCUCCGAAGGUAUCAAGCCAAAUAAAGCAAGUGACAUCUAUUCAUUUGGGUGCAUCAUGAUGCAGGUGCUAUCUAAUAACCUCCCGUACUCGGAAAUCAGCGCACAGGCGGUAGUUGUGGCUAAAUCAAAACACACUCCGCCAACACGGCCCACACUGCAUCCAAUCGACGACGUCUACUGGUGCUAUCUCGAAAGAUGUUGGUCGCCACGCGUCGAAAGGCGACCUUUGGUUGACGACAUUCUGGACUACAUAAAGGCAGAGUGUGACAAACAAAAGUUAGCUUCUUGAGCUGUCCGCUCCUGCCAGUGACGCGAACGAGUUGACCUCGAACGCCAUGCUUUCUUGUCCUUCCAGCGCAGCAUAAUGUUGUACUCAUCUCAUGUGUUUUUCCAUCAUGUUACGAUACUUGCCUGUAGUACUACUCGCAGCGACAUAAUAUUAU
Messenger RNA from Suillus paluster, 871 nucleotides. RefSeq names its product kinase-like domain-containing protein. NCBI's taxonomy places the organism in Eukaryota, Fungi, Basidiomycota, Agaricomycetes, Boletales, Suillaceae. The record is from RefSeq and is a predicted model, not a curated record. The coding region runs from base 1 to 717 and encodes 238 amino acids. Gene Ontology annotation, molecular function: protein kinase activity; ATP binding. The transcript has 4 exons. Gene Ontology annotation, biological process: protein phosphorylation; signal transduction. Gene Ontology annotation, cellular component: cytoplasm.